AUGGAUGCAGUGCGGCCCGACCAGGAGGGGUUGGAUGAGCCGUUUGGGAACGACGAUGUGGCGCCGGCGGCGCAUGCGGAGUUGGAGCAGCAGCGGGAGAUCCGGGAGUAUGCGCGGUGGGUGGCGUGGGAGUUGCCGCUUCUUAGCAAAUACGCGAGGCCAUUUGAGCCGCCGAAGAAGACGCAUCCGCUGCGUUUCCGGUACACGACAUAUCUAGGCGAAGACCAUCCCGCCGCGAGGAAAGUCGUCGUGGAGCUCGACCCGAACGACCUCCCGAACCUCAGCGAACAGCAGCGCGACAAGCUGAUCAAGAUCGCCGGCUCGCGGUACCACCCGGGCACGGGAAUCAUCAAGAUGAGCAGCGAGGCGUUUGGGACGCAGGCGCAGAACAAGCGGUUCCUGGGCGACACGAUCAACGGUCUCAUUGCCGAAGCACGCGACGGCAAGGAUACGUUCGAGGACGUGCCGUUCGACUUCCGGUACUAUACCCCGAAGCCGUUCCAUGAGUUCCCGAAGGAGUGGAUCAUGACGCCGGAGCGGAAGCAGGAGCUGGAACAGCGGCGCAUUGCGCAGCUGGAGGGGUUUGGAGAGUCGCGGGGUGACGCGGUGCCGUUGCUUGACGGUACCAGCGCUGCGGAGAAAGUAGAGGAGCCAGUGAUGAUCCGCUCACGAUUGAGAGCAAGGGAAGCACCAAUGGAGCGGCCGAGUUUCAUGCCGCGGCCAUAG
This is a messenger RNA of Eremomyces bilateralis CBS 781.70, 726 nucleotides long. RefSeq lists its product as uncharacterized. Gene Ontology annotation, biological process: mitochondrial translation. The record is from RefSeq and is a predicted model, not a curated record. The coding region runs from base 1 to 726 and encodes 241 amino acids. Gene Ontology annotation, molecular function: structural constituent of ribosome. Lineage: Eukaryota; Fungi; Ascomycota; Dothideomycetes; Eremomycetales; Eremomycetaceae. The transcript has 2 exons. Gene Ontology annotation, cellular component: mitochondrial small ribosomal subunit.